This is a messenger RNA of Lingula anatina, 5636 nucleotides long. RefSeq names its product macrophage mannose receptor 1. The record is from RefSeq and is a predicted model, not a curated record. NCBI's taxonomy places the organism in Eukaryota, Metazoa, Brachiopoda, Lingulata, Lingulida, Lingulidae.
UGAAGACAGCAGUGAUGGGGUUCCGCACAGUAGUUUUAUUUUCCUGUUUGAUAUUUAAACUGCCUUCUGUCCUUGGGCAGUUAUGUCCAGACGGGUGGCUGGAAAGUCCAAUAAGUGAUUACUGCUUCAGCUUCAACCUCGACAGAAACGACAAAACAUGGCAAGAGGCUCGGGAGGCAUGCCAGGCAACACUUGGCGACCUAGCUUGGUAUUCUGAUGAGAAGGAACGGGGUUUUAUCACCACGACAGCGGACAGACUGACCCUCCUACACUCUAAAAGCAAAACGUGGUGGAUAGGAGUAACAAAGGUGAAAAGAGAUGGAUCGUGGCAGUGGGUGACCGGAGAGAAAGCCGUUACAAACCUCUUGGACUUGGCUACUCAGGAACCCGACAAUAGCGGGAACCAAAAUCAAAACUGUGGAGCAUUGCACGUGCAUCGAAAUAUGUCAAUCAAAACGAAAAUGAAAACUGACAAUUGCCAUGGCUCCUUUCCCUACAUCUGCAAGAGGCACAAAGCUGUGGUUGGUGGGUGUCCCGACCAGUGGCAAAACGUCGAUGACUCCUGCUUUCGACUUUUUCAUACAGAAGAAGAAUGGCAAUAUGCAAACGAUAACUGUAGACAAUACGGGGCCCAUUUAGCAACAGUUGACAGCGAAAUACAGCAACAGUUUCUAUUUGAUGCUGCACGUUUUAGUGAUAAGGCCAUCUGGAUUGGUUAUUGGGCUGGCUUAAACAAAGAGCAUAAAACCUUAUGGAUGAAAAGGAACGAAGCUCUGAAGCAUACGGACGUUCAGUACUGGGUAGAGGGAGCGCCACCUACACCAAGUUUACGCAGUGGGCAAGGCAAUUACACCUGUGUGGUGAUAGAUCCGACGACUAGAGAAUCCCGAAAGUCAUGGGCGCCUGAGAACUGCAGGGCAGAAAGACCGUACAUAUGCAGAAAACAAAAAGGUCACUGUGCGUCUGGUUGGUUACAGCACAAUCGUACAUGCUACCAAUUUGAUGAGAAUAUUAAGUUGUCUUGGUAUGACGCCGACACCUACUGCAAGUCCCAGGGCGCUGAACUAAUAUCUGUACAAAGCAAGGAUGUUCAGAAGUUUCUUACACCAUUGCUUCAGGAAUUGGGGGCAGGUGCCAGGCUGUGGCUUGGGGGAUCGGCUAACGGUUCUUGUGCCCAAGGGUGGGAGGCGCAUGCGUUCUCUUGUUACUAUUUUGCCCGUGAUGAAUCUGUCACGUGGCUCAAAGCUGAGAAAACUUGCCGGGAUAAUGGCGCUAGUCUUGUGAAGGUGGAUAAUGCUAGGGAAAUGUCGUUCAUAAGCCAAAAACUAACCACCAGUUCUUGGUUAGGUCUAAACAACAGGCACGUUGAAACUCAGUGGGUCUGGCCUGACGGGGAGAUGGCAACUUUUACAAACUGGGCGCCGAACAAACCAUCCAGUAAUGGAACCGGUUUCCACUGCGCUGCUGUCUUGACAGGCAAUGCCCUGGGACGUUGGACCAAUACUCGAUGCGACCAUACAAAAGAUUAUAUAUGUGAGAAAAUGAUAGGCCCUGCCAUCACGUCGGGAACAACAACGGCAGCAGCUCCUUUCACAUCAAAAUGUGGAUUAUUUUGGGAGGACAAUCCGUUAAGCGACUUCUGCUAUCAAUUCAACGUGGACACACUAUCCUGGGCUGAGGCACAGAGGCAAUGUGAAAUUAAUAAUGGAUACCUUGCGAGCAUUGCUAGUUUGCAUGAACAACAGUAUAUUACAGCCAGGGUGCAGUCUAUCCCCAACAUGAGGUUUUACUGGUUAGGAGGCAAUGACGCCAUGUAUGAUAAUAGCUGGGAAUGGACGGACGGCAGUCCGUUUGCAUUUUUCAAUUGGGAAGCAGGUCAGCCAUACGCCACAAAGUAUGGCCAUUGUGUGGAGAUAGAUGCAUCAAAAGGCACAUGGAGAGACGAAAAUUGCUCUCGAAGACAAGGAUAUAUUUGCAAGAAAAAAGGAGCGAGUACCAUGAUAACUGGUGCGCCGAAUACAGAACCAACAGCUACUGUAGAUCAAGGGGUUUCCCAUUGUACUGGUGACUGGACCUUGUACGCUGGAAGCUGUUUCAAAGUGUUUAAUGCAACUCGAGCGUGGCCUCGGGCUAGAGACACGUGUAGACGGGAAGGAGGCGAUCUUGCAUACAUAUCAAACGCAAAUGAGAACAAUUUGGUCACCAGCUUAGCUGGGGAAAAAGAAGGAUGGAGAGAGUUUUGGAUAGGAUUCAAUAGCCUGCGAAUCACCAACCAGUUUGAAUGGUCUGGUGGAACUGAAGUGUCAUUUACCAGUUGGAGUGCAGGCGAACCCCACGCUGGGAAAGAAGAAAAUGUGUGCGUCGGUCUUUACACAUCUGCACAAAAUGCCGGCAGAUGGAAUGCUAAUGAAUGCAUCCAGCCGUUGCCAUUUGUCUGCAGAAAACCAGCACCAAAGAUGGUGUCGCCACCUACAGUGACGUAUGAGGGAUGUCAAGGGAGCGCGACGUGGACCUAUAAAGCGUCAUGCUACGGCAUAGCAAGUACAGGAGAAACAUGGUCUGAUGCUCUGCAGAACUGUAACAAAUCAGGAGGAACAUUGUUGGAGAUAAACGAUCGUCUAGAGCAGGCGUAUAUUGGGUCACAGCUCGGUGACAGAGGUGUCAACACUGAGCACUGGAUAGGACUCAAUAAAGGUGACAAGGGAGACAGCUACUCGUGGACCUCAGGGGAACAUGUGGCAUACACCAACUGGGACCAAACACACUCAGGAAACGGAGAAUACGUCUGUGUAGCGAUAACAGUAUCCGGUAAGACAGCAGGUAAAUGGGCAGACCGAGCCUGCUCCCAGACCAAAAGCUACAUUUGUGAAUAUCCCAGAAAGGGGUACCAGCAGAAUAAAGUCGGCACAACUCCAAGACCUCCCGCCUGUCCUUUGGAACACUACUGGAGAGGAUAUGGCGAUUACUGCUACAAGAGAGUGUUUGGUCGUCAAACUUGGUUCCAAGCCCGGGAAUUAUGUAAGAAUCUUGGAGGUGACCUUGCUAGCUUUCAUAGCCAACGCCAGAUGAACGAAGCUGCGGAUGUGCCACAAUACGCGAGUGGUUACAGAGACAACUUCUGGAUCGGCCUGCACAAACCCACCAAGAACAGCAGCUAUGUUUGGACAGAUGGUUCUGCUCUAGACUAUACAAACUGGGACGAGGGAGAACCCAAUGACCAUAACGGUCUUGAGAGCUGUGUUGAACUGAACAGAGGACAGCGGGGUCUGUGGAACGAUGCCAACUGUUACACCUUGAAGCAGUGUAUUUGUCAAGUUAAGAGAGGUGAACCAGUGUAUACUUCGCUGUCUACGCCGGCUACAACAAAAGCUCCUCACUGCGGAAACGACACCAACUGGCUAAGUCACGGAGAUUAUUGCUAUUACCUGAGCCUUAGAUAUGGCAGGGGCGCCCAGUUACCCUGGCAUGACGCCAAGAUCUACUGCAUACAAAACGGUGGUGAUCUUAUCAGCAUACACAGUGUUGACGAGAACAAUUUCCUGAUUUCUCAAGCUUAUGAUUCGAGACAGUUCUGGAUUGGAUUAAAUGUUCUGGAUUUUGAAAGUUACAAGUGGAGUGAUGGGAGUGUGUUGGACUUCCUGGCCUGGGACGUGAACCAGCCAACCAACCUUUAUGGUGGUCAGAGAUGUGCCACAUUUAGCAAGCUAACUGGAAAUUGGGGAAACGAGAAUUGUGGUGAAUAUAAAAAUUAUAUAUGUAAACGGCACAAGGACACGAGAACCACAGUGGCUCCGACCCCAACUCCAGUCAUACUUGGGGGCUGUCCGACAGGAUUCCAAGGCAUUGGUAAUAAGUGCUACAUGAUUGUGGGAGACGACAUCGAUUCUAGCAAGUUAAAGGCGUGGAAUGAGUCGAUUCAUGCGUGUGCUACAUUCAGUAAGAGAUCUGUUCUUGCUAGUGUUACCAAUUCCUUGGAAACAGCGUUUCUGACAACUGUUCUUAAAGACAAAACGAUUAACUACUGGAUAGGCCUAAGCAUACAGUGGGUUGGUUACAAGCGCAGAUACAGAAGAUUUCGCUGGGCAGACAAUUCUAAAAUCGACUAUACCAAUUGGGAUUUCGGAGAGCCCAGUGGAACUUCAUACACCCCUAAGGAGGAUUGUGUGGCUGUUGCUUCUAAGGGAAACUCUAUUGGGCGAUGGCGAGAUCAUGGGUGUAAUAUAAAGAUGGGAUAUAUAUGCCAGACAUGGAAAGAUCCCAACCUCCCCACAUCACAAGCGCCCACACAAGCAGGCUCACUUUGUCCAACUGGCUACGAAUCAUUUGGAUCUGCCUGUUACCAACUGACGUCACCCAUGACGUGGGAAGAGGCCAAUGUCACGUGUGAGGGACAGCAAGACAGCCUGGUGUCCAUAUUAGACCCCCAUGAGCAAGCUUUCCUUGUUUUGAUGAUGCAUCGGAAUGAUACACAGCCUGUUUGGAUUGGGUUACACAGAAAUAGGUCAUCAUUUGAAUGGGUCGAUGGAUGGCUUGUGAAUUACGUCAACUGGAACGCGCGGGAACCUUCCCGGAACACGGGAGAUUACUGCGUACUUCUCGACACUAAUGGACGUUGGAAUGACACAGUGUGUUAUAGGAAAUUUCGAGCGAUUUGCAAGAAAACAACGGUUCGGCCGCCCACUCCGACUGUGGAAAUCCCUGGCACUUGUCCGGACGCCACCUGGCAUCCCUAUGGUUCCUAUUGCUACUUUAUGUCGAAAGGGUAUGCAAUGUGGGCAGGUGGCAUUUUCCAGUGCCACAAAAAGGGGGCGACACUGGCGUCCAUCACAGACCAAGGGGAGAUGGACUUUAUACUGCGGACCGUUAGAGAGCAGCUGCUGACGGUGGAUCUGUGGAUAGGACUAUAUAGGAAUCUUGAUGGGUCACUCCGUUGGUACGAUGGCACUCCUAUCAAUUACGAGAACUGGGGAAUAGGGCAGCCAUCUUCAGAGAAGGACAUGGACUGUGUAUAUGCCGCCAAAGGGCGCGGUGAUUGGCAGGCGGGGCGGUGCGGCCUAGCAAUAGGCUAUAUUUGUAAAGUACCCAAAGUUCUAGCAACAACACCUCUAGCUCCUGCUUGUCGAGAUGGCUGGUACCAAAGAAAUAGCAUGUGUUAUAAGGGAUUUUAUAAAUCGCGUAGAAAUACGAGGACCUGGGCUGAUGCUCGCAGUUUCUGCCAGCUUGAAGGAGGAGAUCUGGCAAGUUUUCACAGCAGUGUAGAAUUGAACUGGUACUUGGACACCCUUGGGACAUAUUUUAGAUACACACUCGGUAGAGAUAUGGUUUGGAUUGGUCUACAUGCACCAACAAAUACAACAGAUGGCGCUGAGCACAUUUGGUCUGACAGCACGGAGACCAACUUCACGAACUGGGAUGACGGCCAGCCGGACAACCAUAACGGGAUGGAGCGCUGUGUUGGGAUGUUUGCCACAACGGGGAAAUGGCGAGAUGAGAACUGUGCCAGUGCCAGAGGUUGGAUUUGCACGGUACCUCUAGGGGCAACGACGGUCUCAAAGACAACUGAAGGGACAAGUUUAGUCAUCGCUGGGGUGAUCCAGGGCGCGAGUCGUGGCGCAGUUCUCGAAAAUGGUGUCUAA